This is a messenger RNA of Endocarpon pusillum Z07020, 735 nucleotides long. RefSeq lists its product as uncharacterized. NCBI's taxonomy places the organism in Eukaryota, Fungi, Ascomycota, Eurotiomycetes, Verrucariales, Verrucariaceae. Bases 1 to 735 code for a protein of 244 amino acids. The transcript has a single exon. The record is from RefSeq and is a predicted model, not a curated record.
AUGUCCUCCAGAUAUUCUCAUCGAUCCCCACCACGGCCGUCAGUCUCUUCCGAACCUGCAAAGUGGGCUAGACAGAACGAUUCUCCGGCCAUGGUUAACAGAAAUCACACAGCAGCGUCCUCAUCUACAGUUCGACCACCAACUCCAUCGCCAAUGCAACCGCCAAUGCAGCUCCCAGUCCAACUCCCAAUCCAAGCCCCAAUCCUUCCAUCCAACCGACCACCAAAUCAAGCACCAAUCCAUCCACCCCCCCGAUUUGACCUACCCGCAACCCGCAGUCGCUUUAUUAUUACUCCACAAGCGCUUAGGCAGAGCAGGGCAGGCGGACGGGAUGCGCAUGCUAGUAGCCACAGAGCUGCCCGUGAGGCCGGCAGAAAUCCACCUAAUCCUUCUCCAGAGAGGGAUCCACGAAAGGCAUUGCUCCGGUUACAAUACGCCGAUACUAGCUCAGAGCUGAAGAAGGCGGAAGGGAAGUUCUGCGCUCUUGUUGCUAGCAAGCAGGGCUCGGAUCCUCAACGGGUCGCGGAUCAGUUCACAGACGUGUUGGCGACGAUCACGCGUUGUCGACAUACGGCUCAGGAGAUCGAAGAUGAAUUGGCUGGUCGUGCUGGGCCCAGUAUGCCCGCUGUUAGGGUUGCUGAUCGGAGCGCUGCUAGUAGGAAUACUGCAGGUCUGGGUGGCCAUGGUGGGGCUGGAGCAAGUACAGGCUCUCAUGGCGGUGCUCGUCUUUGGUAA